Messenger RNA from Nakaseomyces glabratus, 1890 nucleotides. RefSeq names its product Tda7p (gene TDA7). Lineage: Eukaryota; Fungi; Ascomycota; Saccharomycetes; Saccharomycetales; Saccharomycetaceae. The record is from RefSeq and is a predicted model, not a curated record.
AUGAUACACAACUCAUCUUAUACAGAGGCAGCUGAUAUUAAAUCUCUGUCAUCAUUUAUUGAAGAGAGUUCUAGAGUGCCUGACUAUAUAUCCGAAUCAAAUAAUAUAGGUUGGAGUUCUAAUAUCAAUAAUCCUCCAUUAUUUGAAUCAAGCAGUUUUGAUAUUACGACGCAGAAUGAUAAUUGGAUUUUAACGGAGACCAUGCAAAAUAUAACAACCGAGUCAAGUAGUACAUUUUCAAGGUCAGUGGCGAGCUCAGUGUUCCCUUCAUCAAGUCAAGCGUUUGUAUCGCCACCUUCAAUUAUAGACAUCCCCAUCAGCAGUAUACCCGAAAGCUCUUCGAUAAGUAUCUCAAGUGAUGUGCUUUCAAGUGCGAUCACUGUGUCGCAAACAUCCAGCUCUUCGUAUAGCUCACUCAUAUCAAGUUACUCAACAAUACAAUCGACAUCUAGCUCCAGUAUAUCAGAAAAUGAAAUUUCAUCAAGCAGCAGAAUAUCACCUGGUCUCUUAUCUAGUGUCCCAAGCAUAACCACUUCUUUUAGUAGUGGUAUAUCUUCAUCAGUAUCUCCAACAUCAUCGCUACAACAGAUAGCUGAACAAAGCUCCAACAGUUCACUAGCAGAGAAUGACUUAUUGUCGAGUAGCUUAACCAUUUUAUCAUCAGUAUUAUCAUCAUCGGUUCUGCUACACAACUCUGGUGUAUCGUCUAGUUCGUUUACGGAUAAUUUUAGCAGUACACUUACAAAUAGUUCGAAUUCCCUGGCUAUUCUAUCCAGUAUAAGCGAAUCAUCACUGAUAAAUACUAUUACAGACCUUCCCAGCUCAUCUGUGCUUCUUAGUCCAAACAAUAGCGAAAGCUCCAUAAAAGUCUCGUCUGCGUCUUCAUCUUCAUCCCGGAGGAAAGCAAGCACCUAUACAACACCAUCUAGAAUUCCAUUCUCAAACUCUUCUGAAUGGUAUACACCUUUACCAACACCGUCAAUUUCUAGUUCAACAAAUGAUACCUCCUCUUUAUUAUCCGAGUUAGCAUUGAUAGGAAUAUCUUCAAGCUCAUCAAGCUCAUCAAGCUCACAAUUUUACACAUCCAGUACAUCCUCAUCAUCGUUGGUUUCAUCAAGCGAAAAUUAUUCCUCUUCUCAGCCAACAACUAUAGAGCCAAUUACCUCUACCAUCAGUUCUAGCUAUAGCGAUCUUUCGAAUGAUGGAGAAAUAUUGUCUUCCACUUUAGGAAAAUCUGUUUAUUACAGCUACAUACAAACAUUUGAUAUUACUGCUUCUACAACUACUUUUGAAACUGCCCUUCCGAUAGUUACCGCUUUUAAUUUAAAGGACAGUUAUACUUUCUCAAAACCUUCGAGUAUAAUUACAACUGACCUACAUUUUUAUAAGGACUGGCUUUCUGGUGCCUUGGAUUCUAAUGAAGAAAAUGGAAACAAGUCAAAAAAUGCAGGUACCAUAGCUGGUAGCGUGGUGGGGAGUGUAGUGGGUUUGUUAGUUUGUACAUUGAUAGUAUGGUAUUUCUACAUUAGAAAGAGGAGGAGAAAUCAGAAGUGGAAAUCCUUCGAGGUCCCUUCAAGGUCCAAAGAUGUUGAAUAUAAUAAUAACGACAAUCCAUUUAACAACGAAUUUGACUUCCAGCACAGAGUUCCACCUCCAUUGCCUCCUCAAAGGAAAAACCACAACUCUAUAGGGGUACCACCCAGUAGUAUGGGUUUAUCUAACACAAGAUCAGCAGAUUAUCACAUGAGGUUUUCCUAUAUAUCAUCAAGCACAGAUUCCUCUGAUGAUUAUUCAGACUCUAUGCAAUCUGCCCUUCAUAUUGGGUCAGAUUCAGGAAGGGAAAGGUCAAAUGAUGUUCCAGAAAUGGGAUACUUGCGAGAAAUAAUAUGA